GGGACGGGAGCCGAGGGGGCACUCGGAGGCGAGACACUGGGUAGUGGGAACCGCAGGAAGGGUCGAAGUCAUGAUACCCCCGCAGGAGGCGUCCGCCCGGCGGCGGGAGAUCGAGGACAAGCUGAAGCAGGAGGAGGAGACGCUCUCCUUCAUCCGCGACAGCCUGGAGAAGAGCGACCAGCUCACCAAGAACAUGGUGUCUAUCCUGUCAUCCUUUGAGAGUCGUCUUAUGAAGCUGGAGAACUCCAUCAUCCCUGUGCACAAACAGACGGAGAACCUGCAGCGGCUGCAGGAGAAUGUUGAGAAGACUCUGUCCUGUCUGGACCACGUCAUCAGCUACUACCACGUGGCCAGUGACACUGAGAAGAUCGUCAGGGAGGGCCCCACCGGUAGACUGGAAGAGUACCUGGGAAGCAUGGCCAAGAUUCAGAAGGCUGUGGAGUAUUUCCAGGACAAUAGCCCAGACAGCCCAGAACUCAACAAAGUGAAGCUGCUGUUUGAGCGGGGGAAGGAGUCACUGGAGUCGGAGUUCCGCAGCCUGAUGACCCGGCACAGCAAGGUUGUGUCCCCAGUGCUCAUCCUAGAUCUGAUCAGCGGCGAGGAUGACCUGGAGGUGCAGGAGGAGGUGCCCCUGGAGCACCUGCCCGAGAGCGUGCUGCAGGACGUGAUCCGCAUCUCCCGCUGGCUGGUGGAGUACGGCCGCAACCAAGAUUUCAUGAACGUCUACUACCAGAUCCGCUCCAGCCAGCUGGACCGCUCCAUCAAAGGCCUGAAGGAGCAUUUCCGGAAGAGCAGCUCUUCGUCUGGGGUCCCCUACUCCCCUGCUAUCCCCAACAAGAGGAAAGACACACCUACCAAGAAGCCCGUCAAGCGGCCAGGGACGAUCCGUAAGGCUCAGAACCUUCUGAAACAGUAUUCCCAGCAUGGUCUAGAUGGGAAAAAGGGGGGCUCUAACCUCAUUCCUCUGGAAGGUAACCACCCUCGUGAUUUCCGCGUUAAGCACCUGCCCGAGGCCCUGAACGACAAGCACGGGCCGCUGGCUGGGAGAGAUGACAUGCUGGACGUGGAGACCGAUGCCUACAUUCACUGCGUCAGUGCCUUUGUCAAGCUGGCCCAGAGCGAGUACCAGCUGCUGUCGGACGUCAUCCCUGAACACCAUCAGAAGAAGACCUUUGAUUCUUUGAUACAGGAUGCCCUGGACGGGCUGAUGCUUGAAGGGGAGAACAUCGUGGCCGCUGCCCGGAAGGCCAUCAUCCGACACGACUUCUCGGCCGUGCUCACCGUCUUCCCCAUCCUGCGGCACCUCAAGCAGACCAAGCCUGACUUUGACCAGGUGCUCCAGGGCACGGCCGCCAGCACCAAGAACAAGCUGCCUGGCCUCAUCACCUCCAUGGAGACCGUGGGAGCCAAAGCGCUGGAGGACUUCGCCGACAACAUCAAGAAUGACCCGGACAAGGAGUACAACAUGCCCAAGGAUGGCACCGUGCACGAGCUCACGAGCAACGCCAUCCUCUUCCUGCAGCAACUCCUGGACUUCCAGGAGACGGCGGGCGCCAUGCUGGCCUCCCAAGUUCUUGGGGACACAUACAAUAUUCCUUUAGACCCCCGAGAGACCAGUUCCUCAGCCACCAGCUACAAUUCCGAGUUCAGCAAGCGUCUCCUGAGCACCUACAUCUGUAAAGUACUGGGUAACCUGCAGUUGAACUUGCUGAGCAAGUCCAAGGUGUAUGAGGACCCGGCUCUGAGCGCCAUCUUCUUGCACAACAACUACAACUACAUCCUCAAGGCCCUGGAGAAGUCUGAGCUGAUCCAGCUGGUGGCCGUGACGCAGAAGACUGCCGAGCGCUCCUACCGGGAGCACAUUGAGCAGCAGAUCCAGACCUACCAGCGCAGUUGGUUAAAGGUGACUGACUACAUUACUGAGAAGAAUCUACCUGUGUUCCAACCCGGAGUCAAGCUGCGGGACAAGGAGCGGCAGAUGAUCAAGGAGCGGUUUAAGGGCUUCAAUGAUGGCCUGGAAGAAUUGUGCAAGACCCAGAAGGCCUGGGCUAUUCCCGACACAGAGCAGAGGGACAAGAUCCGCCAGGCCCAGAAAAACAUCGUUAAGGAGACCUACGGGGCCUUCUUGCACAGGUAUGGCAGCGUGCCCUUCACCAAGAACACCGAGAAGUACAUCAAGUACCGCGUGGAGCAGGUGGGCGACAUGAUUGACCGCCUCUUUGACACCUCCGCCUGAGCCGCCAGCGCCCCUGUCUGGCUCUGCCAGAUCAGCCGUGUUAUUGGACAGAUAAACCAGUG
Molecule: messenger RNA, 2298 nt
Organism: Hippopotamus amphibius kiboko
Lineage: Eukaryota; Metazoa; Chordata; Mammalia; Artiodactyla; Hippopotamidae
Gene: EXOC7
Product: exocyst complex component 7
Exons: 21
Coding region: 71-2236 (721 amino acids)
Biological process (GO): exocytosis
Cellular component (GO): exocyst
Molecular function (GO): phosphatidylinositol-4,5-bisphosphate binding
Source: RefSeq, a predicted model, not a curated record